GACGGGCCCCAGAUCGUCUUGGACGACCGCAGAUGGUCGUGGGCGGUGAUAUCAUCGAAUCUCAGGCAGUGUGCAUGGAAGGAUUCCCUCGCAUUCCCAAGCUAUAUUGCGGCCGCAUCCUUGCUGGCGCUGGCACUGCACCUUGUCGCUGCGUCCGGGGUGUUCCAAAAAGUGUACCACCGGCUGCGGCCAGGAAAGGGUAGCGAGAAUGACGAGGAUCACGCAGACGAGGAGGAAGCCACCCCGGCCAUUCCUCCCAGCGGGCUUGCUGAAGAGCUUAAGGAGCACAUCCGCAGUCAUGGAGGACUGACAAUAUAUCUAUUCAAGGUCGCACGACUCGCGGCAUCACUCGGUCUUUUGGGUCUUUCGAUUGCUACGCUCGUACUCGAGGAGAGGGAACAGGUGGAUUCCGACAGCAUCGAGGUAUUUGGGAAGCACUGGGGAAAGAAGCCGAAGCACAAGCACACGGCGGGAGAGUCCGUAUUCACUCCCCUGGAAUGGCUCCAGUUCGCACUGUGCAUGACCUUCUCGUACACGUCUAUCCUGGGUUUCGUCGCAGUUUGCGCGAAACCAAGAUGGGCAUCGGUGGCAAACUUCCAUUUGGUCUUGGUCCUGCUUGUCGCGGCCGGUAUUUACGUGUAUCGUGACGUUUACCCCUUGACGACCUUCACUCUGAGCCCGCAAGAUUCACAAGAGGGUUGGUUAAUCUGGGCGAAAGUGGCGCUGGUACUGUUGGCUGGCGUCGUCAUCCCGCUGGUGAUUCCUCGCCAGUACAUGCCGUUUGAUCCAAAGGACCCGCAACAACCAAACCCCGAGCAAACAGCGUCGAUCCUCUCGAUAGCGGUGUACAAGUUCCUCGACCCAGUUGUCUUUCUCGCGUAUCGUGUCCCGCACCUCUCGCACACGGACCUGCCGCCUAUCCCCGACUACGACUUCGGGAAGAACUUGCGGAAGCGUAGUUUCAAGGAGCUGGAUACGUUCUCGGGCGCGAAGGGCGACUACCUCUUCUGGGGCUUGAUGCGCGUCUUCCGGCGCGAGUACAUAUUCCUCGCGGUGCUCAUCAUCGUCCGCGUCGUCGGAAGCAUGCUCAGCCCGCUAGCGAUCAACCGGCUGCUGUAUGUGCUGCAGAGCGGGUACGAGGACGCGAUUGUGCGCCCGUGGGUGUGGAUUAUGUUCUUGUUCCUGGGCCCGGUAAUGAGCGCUGCGGCGAUCCAGUACUAUAUUUUCAUUAAUACGGGUACGCUCGUCCGCACUGAGGGGAUUAUCACGCAGCUUGUAUUCGAGCACGCGCUGAGGGUAAGGAUGAAGGCUGAAACGGCGGAGUCGGCGGGUAAAAGCACAGAUAAUACUGCUGUGGGGACGCCGGAGACUGCGUCGAUCGUCGAGCCUAGUCCGGGUGGUAGUGAGCCGAGUCCUGGUGGGAGCGAGGGCAGCGAAGACGAGACCGCCCGAGAGCCAAGUACCUCGGGAGGAUCGCAGAAGAAGGCGAAGACGAAGGGCAAGGAUGAGGCGAAGAAGCCGGAGGGUAUCGCCGCCGCCGCCGCCGCCGUGCAGGCCAAGGCUAGCAAUCUGGUCGGGAAGAUCAAUAACUUGGUCACUACGGAUCUCAACAAUCUCGUUGACGGUCGCGAUUUCCUGUUCGUCCUGUUGUACGGUCCGUUGCAAGUGAUUCUCUGUAUGAUAUUCCUUUACGUGAUCCUUGGCUGGAGCGCGUUCGUGGGGUUGGCCGUCAUGAUCGCUUUGGCUCCCGUUCCUGGGUAUAUCGCGAAGCUCCUCCAGAACGUGCAGAAAGAGAGGAUGAAAAAGACGGAUGCGCGUGUUGAGACUGUCACGGAGACGAUGAACGUCCUUCGUAUGAUCAAGCUGUUCGGCUGGGAACGCAAGAUGGGCGAUCGGCUCUCCGAAAAGCGCGAAGAGGAGCUCCAUUGGUUGUGGAAGCGCCAGAUCCUGGGGCUUCUGAACGGUAACAUCAACUACAUUAUCCCCGUCGCGCAUAUGAUUGCUACUUUUGUGACCUACACUCUGAUAAUGAAGAAGGAGCUGAGCGCGUCUAUCGUGUUCUCUGCCAUGGCUCUGUUCGAUUUGCUGCGAGACCAACUGUUCACCAUCUUCUUCAUGAUUCCCAUGUUCAUCCAAGCCAAGGUCUCUCUUGACCGUGUCGACGAAUUCCUCAAAAAGACGGAGCUCCUCGACUCAUUCUCCGAGUCUGCCGACGUGUUGGCUGCAAUGUCUGUCCCGCCCGACGCAGGGGACGAUGCGAUCGGGUUCCGGGACGCGACGUUCUCUUGGUCUAAUGAGGAGACGAGUGGAUCUCUGACUCCUUCGAAGAGGAACUUCCGGCUCCGCGUUGAAGACGAGCUGCUCUUCAAGAAGGGCUCUAUCAAUCUCGUCAUCGGUCCUACCGGCUCUGGCAAGACGUCGCUUCUGAUGGCUCUAUUGGGCGAGAUGCACUUCAUUCCGUCUGGUCCUGGGUCCUGGUUCGGGCUCCCAAGGGCACGUGGUGUUGCUUAUGCAGCCCAGGAAUCAUGGGUACAGAAUGAGACGAUCAGGGACAAUAUUCUCUUCGGCGCGCCUUAUGACGAAGAACGCUACAAGAAAGUUAUUUAUCAGUGCGCUCUUACCCGCGACCUUACGCUGUUUGAUGCUGGUGACCAGACUGAAGUGGGUGAGAAGGGUCUGACUUUGAGUGGUGGACAGAAGGCUCGCAUUACUCUCGCUCGGGCUGUGUAUUCUUCGGCAGGAAUACUCCUCUUGGAUGACGUAUUAGCUGCGCUUGACGUGCACACUUCGAAAUGGAUAGUCGAAAAGUGCUUCAAAGGAGACCUCAUCCGGGGCAGAACAGUGAUCCUUGUCACGCAUAAUGUUGCACUUGCGAGCUCCGUAGCACACUUUGUUGUAUCUCUGAGCUCAGACGGACGGGUCCUGAGUCAAGGAUCGGUCUCUGAUGCUCUCGCGAAGGACCAAGCGCUUUCAGCUGAAGUCGCCAAAGAGGAGAAAGCGAUGGAGAAGGCUGAGGAUGAGAUUGACGCCACUGAGGACCCGACGAAGCCCACGGAUGAAUCCAAGAAAGUCGCUGGUAAGCUCGUUGUGGAUGAAGAGAUUGCAGUCGGUCACGUAAGCUGGUCUGCCGUCAAAUUGUAUCUGCUUGGAAUGAGUGGCAACUGGCCGGCUCUGUUCUGGUCCUUUGUCAUGGCAUGUCUCAUUGCAUGCGAGUUUUCCAACACCGUCCAGACAUGGUUCCUCGGCUACUGGGCGCAGCAAUACCAGACCCGACCUGCAGAAGAGGUUUCCGUGCCGUAUUACCUCACGAUAUACAUUCUGAUGCUUUGUGCCGCUAUCACGAUGUACUGUGUCGGCUAUGCGUUCUACUACGUGGGGUCGAUCAGGGCCUCUCGGGACAUCCACAAGAGGCUGAUUGACUCCAUUCUUGGUACGACCCUACGGUGGUUGGAUAAGACACCUACGUCCAGGGUCAUUGCACGAUGCACGCAGGACAUCCGAGCUGUCGACGGCCCUAUCCCGCAGAAUCUCGGAGGGGUGAUAGAGAUAUCUUUGACAAUGCUGCUGAAGUUCGCAGCUGUUGUGCUGUUCACGCCGAUUUUCAUCAUCCCUGGUAUUGUCGUUGGGGUGCUCGGCGGCUGGUUGGGUCAGAUAUACAUCAAGGCUCAACUGUCGGUUAAGCGAGAGAUGAGCAACGCCCGUGCACCUGUGUUGGGUCAUUUCGGAGCUGCGGUCGCCGGUCUCACAUCAAUCCGAGCCUAUGGCUCCCAGGAAGCCUUCAAGCAGGAAUCUUUGACUCGUAUCGAUCGCUACACUAAGUGCGCCCGCAUGUUCUACAAUUUGAAUCGAUGGAUAUCGUUCCGCAUCGAGGCCUUGGGGGCUCUGUUUGCCUCUUGCCUUGCUGCAUGGCUGGUAUAUGCUCAGCCUGGUAGCACCGCCUCUAACACUGGUUUCUCUCUGACAAUGGCCGUCGGAUUCAGUGGCAUGAUCUUGUGGUGGGUGAGAAUCCUCAACGAAUUCGAGGUUGCAGGUGCCAGUUUGGAGCGUAUCCAACAAUACGUCUCCAUCGAACAAGAGCCUAAGCCCACUCAGGAUGGCGUACCACCGGCCUACUGGCCUUCUAGCGGCGACCUCAAGGUUGAGAAGUUGUCCGCUAGGUAUUCUCUGGAUGGACCUGAAGUUCUGCAUGACCUUUCGUUUGAAAUAAAAGCUGGCGAGCGCGUCGGUAUUGUUGGCCGGACUGGAAGUGGAAAGAGCUCCUUAACGCUUUCUCUGCUCCGGUGCAUUCCGACGACAGGCAAGGUCUAUUAUGAUGGAAUUCCCACCGACAGCAUCAAUCUGGACGCUCUGCGCUCGAAUAUCACCAUCAUUCCACAGGUGCCUGAGCUGCUUAGUGGCACCCUCCGUCAAAAUCUGGAUCCCUUCGACCAAUAUGAUGAUGCGACGCUCAACGAUGCACUUCGGCACGCUGGCUUGUUCUCUCUACAAUCAUCCGAUGAUGAAGGCAGAAUAACUCUCGACACUCAGAUUUCGAGUGGUGGGGGCAAUCUGUCUGUUGGCCAGCGGCAAAUAUUAGCACUUGCCCGUGCCAUCGUCCGACAGAGCAAACUACUCAUCCUAGAUGAAGCCACGUCCGCCAUUGACUAUGAGACGGACACUAUUAUUCAGAAGUCCCUAAGGACUCAGCUGCCCAGUGAUGUUACCAUCAUCACGGUGGCGCACCGCCUGCAAACCAUUAUGGAUGCAGAUAAAAUUAUGGUCCUUGAUGCCGGUCGCAUCAUGGAGUUCGGAGCUCCCAGCGAACUACUAACCAACGAGAAGGGAUUUCUCCGUGCUCUUGUAGAUGAGAGUAACGAUAAAUUCACGCUCUACGCCAUGGCUCACGGCAAUGCUGUCAACUCAUAAUUGCCCUUCGUCCGGAAAAAUGGCCUCUGAUAUUUAGACUCGUUUGUACAGAUCUUGCUUGUUGCAAUCGUAGUGACAUAGACUCACUGAUGGUACCACUUCGUUUCCCGUUCACAGUCGUUGGCCCGUUGCCGUCGUCCGUAUCUGCAUGAGUUCCUAAGUACCUCACUGACAGUAGUGCAUUGUUCUGG
This is a messenger RNA of Gloeophyllum trabeum ATCC 11539, 5096 nucleotides long. Its product is annotated as multidrug resistance-associated ABC transporter. Gene Ontology annotation, biological process: transmembrane transport. Gene Ontology annotation, cellular component: membrane; fungal-type vacuole. Gene Ontology annotation, molecular function: ATP binding; ABC-type peptide transporter activity; ATP hydrolysis activity. The transcript is spliced from 35 exons. The coding region runs from base 520 to 4905 and encodes 1461 amino acids. NCBI's taxonomy places the organism in Eukaryota, Fungi, Basidiomycota, Agaricomycetes, Gloeophyllales, Gloeophyllaceae. The record is from RefSeq and is a predicted model, not a curated record.